UCCUCUUAUUUAAAUACAUUAUACACAUGAAUUGGACACGAACGCUCUUGAACCGAACAUUUCACCCCCCGCAUUUUUUAGAGCUCUGGUCCUCUGAUUCUCCAUCAAUGGAAAAAUCCACCCAUUCUUACCAAAAAUACGCCAUCAAACAAAGAAAUCCCGACCCCAAAACCUCUGCUCUCCUCGUCAUUGACAUGCAGAAUUACUUCACCUCCAUCUCAGCCCCAAUCCUUCCCGCCCUCAAGAACACCAUCCAUCUCUGCCGGACCACCGAAAUCCCUGUGCUCUUCACCCGCCAUGCCCACCAAUCCCCCGCAGACUACGGCAUGCUGGCUGAGUGGUGGAACAACGAUCUCAUUCUUGAUGGGACCACCGAAUCGGAGCUCAUGCAAGAGAUCGGGCGGCGGAGCACCGAAACGGUGGUGCAGAAGAGCACAUACAGCGGAUUCCAGGGGACGGAUCUGGAGGCGAUCUUGAAAGAAAGAGGGAUUGAGGAGGUGAUAAUCACGGGUGUUAUGACAAAUCUCUGCUGCGAGACUACAGCAAGGGAUGCUUUCGUGAGGGGUUUUAGGGUUUUCUUCUCGACGGAUGCGACGGCGACUUCGACGAAGGAGCUGCACGAGGCGAGCUUGAUGAACUUGGCUUAUGGAUUCGCUUACUUGGUGGAUUGCGAGAGCCUGAGAAAGGGUUUUGGGUUGGUGGGGGAGGAGAUGUAGCGCUCUCGCAUGCGUUUUGAGUCCAUAGAAAAUCAGUUCGUUGCGCACCGGACUAGAAUGGUGGUGGGGUCCACCUGACGAGUGGUUUGGAUCUCGCGGGUGGGCAUGUUAGUUUUUUUUUUUUCUUGCUUUCUUUUGUUUAUAAAUAAUCUAGUGCUUUUUUUCUUUCUAUGGCAUU
Messenger RNA from Magnolia sinica, 894 nucleotides. Its product is annotated as nicotinamidase 2-like. The transcript has a single exon. Bases 27 to 716 code for a protein of 229 amino acids. Lineage: Eukaryota; Viridiplantae; Streptophyta; Magnoliopsida; Magnoliales; Magnoliaceae. The record is from RefSeq and is a predicted model, not a curated record.